UAAACUUGUUGGUCACGAUGAUAGCAUUAUUUUGACUGGUUGCCUGGUUUUUGUCCACAAUUGCAUAUUUGAAAGCGAGCCUCGCAGAAAGUCUUUAGUAACAUCGGGUUCAGGGAUGUGCAUUUUGCAAAGGCUUUUGGACAGAGCUGAGACUCUCCUUGAAGAUGAAAGCACACAGAACUUUGAGUUAAUAUAUGCUAUUUUCGCUCGAAUAAUGGAGUCUGAUCUUUUUCCACUACUGUUUGAUUCAUUGAAUUCACCAUUAUCAUUGGGACAAUCGCUAGCAAGACGUCAAAUCACUCUUCUCAAACUCCUUGAUUCCAAACUUUUUUCCUCAGAUUCUUCAAAUAUUUCUCUUUAUUUAUGCACUCAUCUCUUACAAGUUUUUGAUACAAUAUGCCCACAAGUAAUUUUUUCAAUGCAACAAGCCAAUAUUGUCGAUCGAGAAAAUCAGCCACAAGAAAUUGAAGAUACAAGUAUAUUGUAUACUGGAUUAGUAUUGUUAUUACAAUGUUUUGGAAAAUUAAGUCAAGAUGGAGAUGAUAGAAUACGAGAAUGCCUAUUUAAAGGAGGAAUUAUCGCCUCAACUCUUUUGGCUCAAGCUGAUAAAACGUUUCCGCGUGUAACCAAAGCCGCAUCGUCACCGUCUUUGCAGCAAGGAAUCUCGGAAUUUGCAUAUAUUAAAAGAGAUAUUAUUAGGGUGAUUGGAAACAUGGCAUAUGAUAAUUGCUCUGUUCAAGACGAGGUGCGCAGGUUAGGAGGGAUUUCACUAGUUCUGAACCAAUGCAAUAUUGACGAUAAUAAUCCGUAUAUUCGUGAACAUGCUAUAUUUGCACUUCGUAAUUUGCUAAUUAACAAUUCUGAAAAUCAAAAGCUUGUUAAAGAGCUUGAACCAAUUGCACCAGUUCAAAAUGACGUUCUGAGUGAGAUCGGCAUUAGAACUGAGCUAGGAAAUGAUG
Messenger RNA from Racocetra persica, 959 nucleotides. Lineage: Eukaryota; Fungi; Glomeromycota; Glomeromycetes; Diversisporales; Gigasporaceae. The record is from the annotation of a GenBank genome assembly.